Messenger RNA from Phalacrocorax carbo (great cormorant), 1268 nucleotides. Lineage: Eukaryota; Metazoa; Chordata; Aves; Suliformes; Phalacrocoracidae. The record is from RefSeq and is a predicted model, not a curated record.
CGCCCCGCCCCGCCUCCAGCGGCCGCCAGGAAAGCCGAGUCCCAGGGCAGCGCGCGCUGCGCUGUGCCCGCCGGGAGCGGCCGCGGCGGCGGGGAGCGCGGUGCAUGGUGGGAGAUGUCGUCGAGCCGCCGGGGCGGGAGGGGGCGCGGCGGCGCGGGGAGACUCCAUUUCCCGGCGGGCGGCGCGGAGGCGGCGGGCGGCGAGGCCCCGCUGCAGCUGGACUUGUACGGGCUGUUGGGGGUCGGCGAGAAGGCGUCGGAGAAGGAGGCAAGCAGGAAAGAAACGGAGCCGAAGGCGGAAUAACUCCCAAGCUCAAGGUUAAGAAAGCGUACCGGCAGAAGGCCCUGACUUGUCACCCAGAUAAGAACCCGGACGAUCCCAGAGCGGGUCUCUUCCGUAGGGGGUUGUCUCUUCUGGUUCACCUGCAGGCCAGUAGCACGGUGUUGUGCAUCUCACCCUCUUUUCUUCUAAUUCCCAGCGGAAGUCUUCCACCGGCUGUCUCAGGCCUUAGCCGUGCUAACAGACGCAGCAGCAAGGACCUUGAAGCCAGAGAACGAGAAGCCCAGGCCCGCGAGAGUGAAGAGGAGGAGAUCAGGAUAACGAGAACAUUAGAACAAGAAAUAAUACGCCUGCGUGAAGAAGGCUCCCGUCAGCUUCAGGAGCAGCAGAGGCUCAUUGAAGAACAGAUCCGGCUUGAAAGAGAGCAGCAUGUCCAAGGCAAGCAGGAAAGAAACGGAGCCGAAGGCGGAAUAACUCCCAAGCUCAAGCUUAAAUGGAAAUGCAGUAAAGAUGAUGAGACGAGAGGGGGAUACUCGGAAGAUGUUCUGUUGCAGAUCCUACAAAAGUAUGGUGAUGUGCUCAAUUUGUUGAUCUCAAGUAGGAAGACUGGGAGUGCAGUUGUGGAAUUUGCUACAGUUAAGGCUGCUGAGAUGGCUGUGAAGAAUGAAGUUGGCCUGAUAAAUAAUCCUCUAAAGAUUACCUGGCUGGAGGGCCAGCCCCGGAACAAUCCCAGCACUGUCCUUUCUGAUAGCACUAGUCAGCCCAGGACUUCACAGGCGUCAGCGGUAUCGGAGCGGGAUUACGAGAGCCUGGUGAUGAUGCGGAUGCGCCAAGCAGCAGAGAGGCAGCAGCUCAUUGAACAGCUCAAGCGGGAAGAUGAGGAAGAGUCUCACACCUAACAUGAGAGUAUGGAUUCUCCCCACCCCAUCAUUCUUCAUUUCCAAAGCUGUUUCUUAAAUUAAGUCAAUAAACCUCCUUUUUUUUAAACU